AGAGCUGGGUUCCAUAUAUAAUAUGUUGUCAGGAAGUCAGUAAUAAGUCUUCAGCUGAGAUCAACUUCAGAUCUAAGAUAGACACAUAGAAAGUCAGUAGUAAGCCUCCAGCUUAGAUCUACACUAGAUUUAUUGUUAGACCAACACGAAAUAUCACGAAAUAUCACGUACCACCACCGACAACUAUCGUCAAGAUGGAUUUCUCACAGUUUUCCAGGAACGUUUCGCAACGUUUUUCCAUUUCUUCUCUCGUAGCUUUCGGAUUAUUUCUCAUUCUCACCAUAACGAUUCUUCACCAAGAUUCAAGGAUUAGGAAAAUGGAAGAGAAAUCGGAACAAAACCGUUUCGUUUCUAAGAAAUCUCUCGAUGAUAAACCUGAUGACACACCAAAACCCGGUCUCGGAUCACUAUAUACCCGGUGGGGUAGAACGACCUGUCCUCCUUAUUCAGAGCUUGUAUAUGAUGGUGUGGUUGGUGGGCAGCACUAUGACCAAACUGGUGGUGGAAGUAAUCUCUUAUGUUUACCAAAUGAUCCGAUUUGGGCCAAUUAUACUACAGUAGUUGAUGUGGCCGCACAGAUAUAUGGAUGCGAAUAUGAGAUAACAGUUGCUAAUAUAUUUUCUUUAGCUAACGCUAAAACUCUUCAGGAUCACAAUGUUCCGUGUGCUGUCUGUUUGACACGACAACCUGAUGUUGUUAUGAUGCUACCAGCCAGGACACGCUGUUACCCUGGGUGGACGAUUGAGUAUUCCGGUUAUCUAAUGACAGCCCACAACGAUCACAAAGGCAGAGAAGAAUAUGUGUGCGUUGACCAUGCACCAGAAGCUGAUCCAGCGGGUUACAGAGACGAAAAUGGAGCUUUAUUGUAUUUCGUUCAGGGUGUUUGUGGUUCAUUGCCAUGUCCACCUUAUGUCAAUGGUCAAGAAUUAAGCUGUGUUGUAUGCAGUAAAUAUUGAAUAGAAUACAACUGAAUCAAUUUGAAAAUGUAUACGGGGAAAUUGCAUCUGAUAAUAUCAAAGAAGAGUUUAUAAUUACAUAAUUCUGUUUCAUGAUAUUUUAUUCAAAUUAUGUAUAUGGUUAAAAUAAGCAACAUUAUAAUUGUUUAAAAUAGUAUUCCAAACGAGAAGAGUAUCUAAGGCGAAGGAUGCAAACCUCAAUUAAUGAUUCUUGAAAAGCAUUAUAUAAGCUUUUGUUUAUCUACAUACAUUUAUAUACAGAAAUAAAAUGAUAUCUAAUUUUAAAA
Octopus bimaculoides (California two-spot octopus) is the source of this 1243-nucleotide messenger RNA. RefSeq lists its product as uncharacterized. NCBI's taxonomy places the organism in Eukaryota, Metazoa, Mollusca, Cephalopoda, Octopoda, Octopodidae. The record is from RefSeq and is a predicted model, not a curated record.